AUGUAAAAAAAGGUAGUAAUCUUGGGUGAUUCAGGUGUCGGAAAGACUUCCAUUCUAUUAAGAUAUAUCCAGAAUAAGUUCGAAGGCUCAAACUUGCCCACAUUAGGAGCAAGUUUUAAAUCUUAGAUGAUCCAGCUUCCAAACGAGAAUGAUCAAAUUAAAUUGAAUUUGUGGGAUACAGCUGGCUAAGAGAAGUUCAAAAGUCUGACUCGUAUGUAUUAUCAAGAUGCAGAAGCUGCAAUCAUCGUAUACGAUAUUACAUUUAGGGAAAGCUUUGACUCUGCCAAGAACUGGAUCGAGGACCUCCGCAAUAAUGCCAAUGUGCCUGAUAUACUAGUUGCCAUGGUAGGAAAUAAAUGUGACUUGACUGAUGAAGCAGAAGUAGCUCUUGAGGAAGCCAUAUCAUUCGCGAGAUCGGUCAAGGCUGAAAUUAUAAAGGAGACUAGUGCUAAAGACGCUACUGGAAUCAGUGAGUUAUUUCUCGAGAUUGCAUAAAAACUAUACAAAAAGUAAAAAGCAAUAGAGAUCUAAAAUAAACCUGCAUCUGGAGGAACUGGAGCUUAAAAGCCAUAGCCUACUAAACUUCAGAAUAGCAAUAGUAUGGCUGGGGGAAAGUCUGGAGGUAAGCAAGGUAAAGGAGGAUGCUGCAAAUGA
Messenger RNA from Stylonychia lemnae, 654 nucleotides. NCBI's taxonomy places the organism in Eukaryota, Ciliophora, Spirotrichea, Sporadotrichida, Oxytrichidae. The record is from the annotation of a GenBank genome assembly.